AUGGGGGAAGCUUCGAGAGAAAAGCAGUAUGCUCCGGCGAGCGUUCCGCUAAAGGUGAUAAUUAUAGGAGCGGGCAUUGGUGGUCUGGCUGCAGCAUUGGCUCUUGGGAAACGAGGCCACGAUGUCCACAUUAUCGAGUUUGCUCCCGACAUCCAAGAGGUUGGAGCCGGCAUCCAGUGUGCACCGAAUAUGCUUCGCAUCCUGGAUCGGCUGGGGGCAGGUGCCAAAGUUCGACGAACCGGUGUUGCUCUGGGUGCCAUCCAUAUCCUGCGUUGGCAAGGGGGAUCUCUCCUAGGCAGUGUCCCCAUCAACCAGUCCCACGGCGAGCAGUUUGUCGUUCAUCGCGCGGACCUGCAGAUGGCUUUGCUGGAGAAAGCCAUGGCCUUACCCAAUGUGAGGCUGCAGACCAACACAAAGGUCGAAAACGUCCAGUUCAGUCCGGCUGCGGUGGAACUCAACGACGGUUCCACGGUCUACGGCGACGUGGUGCUCGCGGCCGACGGCAUCAAAUCCAUGGUCCGUGCGAAGAUCCUGGGUGACGACAAGGAUGUCGCUAUACCGACCGGGGACGCCGUCUUCAGGGUCGUCCUCACCAAAGAGACCUUGAGCAACUACCCGGAACUGAUGCCGUACAUCGAAGAGAAGAAGGCAAUCCGAUGGAUCGGACCAGGGAGACACAUCAUUGCCUAUCCUGUACGGAAUCAUGAGAUAUACAAUAUGGCACUUGCUCACCCUGAUCGGGGUCGGGUCGACGAAAGCUGGACAACCGUGACAUCCAAGAAAAAUCUACUGUCGGAAUACGAAGGUUGGGAUCCAAACCUGAUCAAAAUGUUGGACCUUGUCCCCGAAGGGGAUGUUUUGGAGUGGAAACUGUGCAUGCACAUGCCUCUCCUGCGAUGGGUGAGAGGAUCGUGCGCGCUGUUGGGAGAUGCAUGCCAUCCCAUGUUACCAUACGUAGCUCAAGGCGCCGCGCAAGCCGUGGAAGACGCUGCCUCACUGGGAGUGGUCCUAUCCUCUAUAUCAUCCAAGGACGAAAUCCCCGCCGCGCUUCUAGCGUACGAGAAGGCGCAGAAAGCGCGGGCCGAGCACAUCCAACAGUCUUGCUUGACGACACGGGCUGCUCUUCAUCUGCCCGACGGCCCUGAGCAGCAAGCCCGUGAUCAGAAAUUCAAGGUGCUGUCCUCAGGGGGCUCCAACGACGACAAAUGGGGUGAUCCCGAGAUGCAGAAGUUCCUGUGGAGCUGGGAUGCGGAAGCCAAGGCAGAGGAAGCUUGGAAAGACAUGAGUCAUGAGUCGCGCACUCAGAGUCGGUUGUGA
This is a messenger RNA of Fonsecaea multimorphosa CBS 102226, 1317 nucleotides long. RefSeq lists its product as uncharacterized. The transcript has 5 exons. Bases 1 to 1317 code for a protein of 438 amino acids. NCBI's taxonomy places the organism in Eukaryota, Fungi, Ascomycota, Eurotiomycetes, Chaetothyriales, Herpotrichiellaceae. Gene Ontology annotation, biological process: secondary metabolite biosynthetic process. Gene Ontology annotation, molecular function: monooxygenase activity; FAD binding. The record is from RefSeq and is a predicted model, not a curated record.